Messenger RNA from Plasmodium falciparum 3D7, 30186 nucleotides. Its product is annotated as putative RNA pseudouridylate synthase. The record is from RefSeq and is a predicted model, not a curated record. NCBI's taxonomy places the organism in Eukaryota, Apicomplexa, Aconoidasida, Haemosporida, Plasmodiidae.
AUGGAUUGUAAUUUUUUUGAAGAAGAUGGUUCAUCAAGUAUGAACCAAACAAAUGGAAUAUCAAAAGAAAAUGUAAGUGAGAAAGUUUAUUCAGAAGAUGAUAAAAAUACAUCUUGUUAUGUUAGCUAUUCAUCUCAUAGUGAUGAUAGUUAUUUAGAUGUUGAAUAUGAAAAUGUUCAUAAAUCUAGAGAUAUAGAAAAUCAUAUAAAUGAUAAUAAUAAAAAUAUGGAUAAUUAUAAUUUAGGUUAUUGUAAUUUUAAUGAUGUUAUGAUAGAUAAAAAUAUUGAAUGUAUUAAUAAAAAAGAAUUGAAUUGUUUAAAAUUAAAAAAAAAUAUAUUAAAUCGAAGUGAAAAUUAUAAUAAUGAUAUAGUAUCAACAGAAUAUUCAGACAAUCAUACUUUAUAUAAAAAUUGUUCAGGUACUGAUGAUAAAAAUUAUAGUAAUAAUAAAGAUGAUAAAAUUAGUGAUGAUCAUAAGUGUGAUAAAUUUGUUGAUGAUAUGGAUAAUAAUCCAAAUAAUCAUGUAUCUAAUAAUGGUGAUCCUAAAAAAUGUGAGAAUCUCUCACCUGAUAAUGAUACGUCUAAUUCUAUACAUAAGAAUAAUAAUACUAAUAUUAAUGAAAAAAAAAAUGGAGAGAAGAAAUUCAUAGAAGGGCAUUUUCUGAGUGUUAUUAAUAAAUUUAAAAGAAGUUUAAAAGAAAAUGUUAUUGGGAAAAAAAUAUGGAAUAAUAAUAAUUCGGAUAUUACUACUAUAGAGCCUCAUACGUUACAAAACGAGGACAGCAUCACCGACAAUAAUAAGAGUAAUAAGAAAAGUGAUAAUAAUAAUGAUAAAAAGAAUGAUGAUGAUAAUAAUAAUAAUAAUAACAACAAUAACAACAAUAACAACAAUAAUAAUAAUAAUGAUAAUCAUGUGUGUACUUCCAACAAUCAACCAAAUACAAUAAAUAAACAAAACAAUUUACCAAGUCAUAAAAUAAAUGAUCAAAACGGUCGAACAAAAAUAACCCCUCAAAAUGUAAAUCAAAAAGAGAAGGAAAUAAAAAAUGUAGUGAAAGAAAAAAACAAUUUCAACAGAGAAGAAAAAGAUAUAACAAAUUCUGAUGAUUAUGAUGAAAAUAGCACAGAUGAAAGUUGUUCUUAUAAUCCUAAUAUUACAAGUUCUGAAAAUUCCGAAGAAGAUUGUUAUGAACCUUCUUCAGAUGAUAAACCUAGUAAUAAUACGUCUGAUCAUAUCAAUAUAAACGACAUUAGGAACGAUGUUCCUUCUAAUGACAAUGCUUCAAGCUUGAAUGUGAAAAGUGCAGAAAAUUGUAAUAAGGAGAAAAAGAAAAAAAAAAAAAAAAAGAAAAAAGAACUUAAUAAUGAUAAUAAAGACAAUACAUUAAAUAAUGAAACUAUGAAUGAUAUAAAUAUGAAUAAUAAAAAUGAUAACACUUGUUUUACCAUACAAGAAUCAAAUAAAAAUUGUAAGAAUGAAAAUUUUUUAAUUUUAGGAAAUGAAAAUGAAAUGAAAACCUCUAGGAUUAAUGUACCCAAAAUAGAAAUAAUAAAAGAUGAGGAACCUAAUAGAUUUUUUGAUAAUAAUGAUUUGAAAAAUAAAAAUAUAAAUGAUCACGAUAAUGAUAAUGACGAUAUUGAUUUUAUUAAAAUGAUCAAAGAUAAAAUGAAAAAAAGUAUAUAUAAUAAUAAGGAUAAUAAAUGUAUUUCAAAAAAAAGCAAUAUCAACAAAAUAGAGAACCCCGUUAAUAAUAAUAAUAAUAAUAAUAAUAAUAAUAAUAAUGAUAUUAAUAUUUUUAGUAAUUUAUCAGAACAAAAUAUACUAAAAAAGGAAAGUAAUGUAUGUGAGUCUUAUGAAGGAAGAAAAGAAUCGAAUAAUACAAUACAUAAAAUACAUUGUUCAAAAGGAAAAAAAAAUAUAAUGAAUUUAAAUAAUUCUAGUAACACAAGUAGUAAUUUUUUAUCUCAACAUACUCUUGAUGAUAUUAAUAAAAAGUAUAAUGUAUUAAGUGAUGUGAAUUUGUUAAAAUUAAUAGCUCAUUGUUCAAAAAGCAAAAAUGGAGAGUUUCCUAGUAUGGAUGAUAAGAUUAUUGAGGAUUUUAUAAAUAUGAAAAAGAAUAGUAUAAAAAAUGAAAUAAAAAAACAUAUUAUAUAUAUAUGUGCUAAAUGUAGAUUAGAAAUGAAAUUAUCUAAUAAUCCAUAUUUAUGUUUUGAAUGUUUUAUUAAUGAAAUGAAUGCACAUACAGGUAAAACCGUACGUAUGGCCAAUGGAACUGAUUUUAAUAUUAAAGAUGUAAAAGUUAUAAAUUCAUACAUUUCUAAAUUUUUUGUUGAGGUAGAUAAAUUAAAAAAUAAAUUUGAAAUGGAUGAUGAAGAAAUAAUGUUAAUGUUUAGUGAAAUGAGAAAAAGUACCUUAUGGAAUUCAGAAAAAAAUAUGUGUAAAUUAUUUUUUGAUAUUUUUAAAAAUUAUGAUAUAAUUGAUAAUAAUAGUAUAUUUUCAUCAAAUAAUAAAACGAGAACAGAUUUCCUUAAACAGAAUUAUGAUAUAAAAAUAGAAGAAUGGAAUCAAAAUGAAGAUGAAAAAAGAUUAAUUAAUAAUAUAAUUAAUAAUGAAAUAUUAUCCCCUGGUUAUAUAAAAGAAUUAUUAAAAUUUUAUAAUUUUUCAAAGAUGAAAAUGAAACCUAAAACAAAUGAACAAAUAGAAGAAAUAUAUCUUAAGCCUAAAUCUAAAAAAGUGAAUCAUUAUAAGAAUAUCAGAAAAAAAAAAUAUACUGUUCAUAAAGAUAUAUGUAAAAUAAGAACUGUAUGUAAUUCUACAUGUAGAAUAAAUAGUUGUAAUUAUUGUAGUUGUAUAUUUGAUAGUAUCAAAUGUAGAUUUAUACUUAUUAGUAAAAUGAAAAAUACUAAAAAAUUGGUAUAUGAAAAACGCAUAAAUAAUAGUACUAUUUCAGUAGAAAAAAUGCAUGAAGUUAAGGAAAUUAAAAUAGAACAAAAAGAUAUAUUUAUUCAUGAUGAUCAGAAAAACUCUAAAGAUGUUCCCCCAUCAUAUAAUUUUGGAAAUUCCCCUAUUCCAAAUGAAGAAAAGCCAAAUGUUAAUAAAGAAGGGAAUAUACGAAUAAGAAAUGCAAUUAACAUUUUCAAUAAAAAUAAAAAUAAUAAUAAUAAUAAUAAUGAUAAAAACGAUAAAAAUGAUAAAAAUGAUAAAAAUGAUAAGAAUGAUAAAAAUGAUGGUAAAAAUAAUAAUAAAGGUAAUGAUAAAAAUAAUAAUAGAGGUAAUGAUAAAAAUAAUGAUAAAAAAAAUAAUAGAGAUAAUGAUAAAAAUAAUGAUAAAAAUAAUGAUAAAAAAAAUAAUAAAGAUAAUAAUAAUAAAAAGAAAAAAAAUGGUAAAGAACAGAAUGAAGAUAGUACAGAGAGUGAUGAUGAAAGUUCUGUAAUAGAUGAUAAUUAUAUUGACGAUGAUAGUUGUGAUUGUGAUAGUGAAAGCGAUUCUAUAGAUUAUGAUACAUCAUUUAAUAGUGAAAGUAAUUAUGAUGAUAAUAGUUUUAUAGAUAUGAGUGAUAACGAUAAUACUCUUAAUUAUAUAAAGAAUUAUGAAACUACUUAUAAUGCAUUAGAUAUAUUUAUGAAAGAUAUUGAUAAAAUAAAUAAGAAUAGAGAGGAAUUAAAUAAUAUUUUACCCAUAAAAAAAUCACUAGAUAAUUAUGUAUUACCAAAUAUUAUAACACAAAAAGUAUUACCUCCAGUUAUUUUACCAUUAAAUAAACAAAUGACAAAUUUAUUUUAUGAAUUGAGAUAUCGAGAUUUUUUUCAUAUUGAAAAAAUUGAUUAUUAUAAAUUAUUUACAAUGCAGAAAGGUAUUUCAAAUAUAUAUAUGAAGAAAUUCUUAAUGAAUAAUGAAGAUAUGUCUUUUAAUUCUAUAACAAAUGGAAUAGAAACAUAUAAUUAUACAAAUGAAAAUAUUGUAAUAAAUCAUAAGAAUAACAAUGGAAAAAUAGAAUUAUAUAUACCUAAUUUUUGGAGAAGUAUUAAAAGUGUAAAUGAAAUAAAAUCUCUUACAGGAAAUUAUUAUGAUUUCUAUUACAAAGUAUUAGUACAUCCAAGAGGUAAUUCAAAUGAUGAUAAUUAUAUGUCUGCAUAUUUAGAAGUUAUUAAACAAGAUUUUUAUCCAUCAGAAUGGGUUUUUCCAAAUGUUCAUUUUCAAUUAACAGUUCAUAAUUUUAAAAAUAGAAAGAAUUCGAUAUCAUCUGCAUCAUGUUGGUCAUUUACAAAUAAUUCUUUAUCUCGAGGAUGGCAAAAAAUGAUAAGUCAUUCAAAAAUAAAUAAAGUUUCAGGAUUCUUAGAUGAAUCAGGUGGUUUAUUAAUUAAAGGAAAAGUAGAAAUAACAUUUAAACAAUUAUGGUCAAAAAGUGUUCAAUAUAGUCCUAAAUAUAUAUGGAGUUAUAUGCCUGAAAAAUUAUAUGCACAUUUUCAACAAGAGGAUCCUUUACUUAACUUUUUAUUCAAAAAAUCGUAUUUUAAAAACAUUUUACAUAAAAAUGAGAAACAUAAUAAUUACAAUAGUAGUAUUAAUGAUUUGAAAAAAAAUGAUAAUAACAAGAGCAACAACUAUUAUAUAAACAAAAAUAGUAAUUGUGAUAAAAAUAAAAAUAUUGAUAGGAUGAAGAAGAUGAGUUAUUAUAAUAUGAACUAUUUAUAUAAUAGAUAUACAUUAGAUAUAUAUAACUAUUCUUUAUAUUGGUCUCCACAACUUGUUAAGAGUUAUUUUGGCAAUGUAGAUCAUAAGAAAAAAUGCAAUAAAUCGCUUGCUAAUAAUACAAAUAAUGUUAUCCAAAAUGAUAUGAAUAAGGAAGAAAAGGUAUUAGAUAUUAUUAGUGAUUCUUAUAGUAAUAUGCAUGUAUAUGAUUUGUUGAUUAAAAGGAAAAAUUUAAAUGAAUUGAAAAAAUUUUCUAAAGGGGGAAAUCUACAAAAUGAGCAAAAAGGAGAUGAAGAUGUAAAAAAGGAAGAUGUAAAAAAGGAAAAUGUAAACAAAGAAGAGAUAAAAAAUGGAAAUAAUAAUAAUAAUAAUGAUGAAAAUGAGAACGAAGUAGAUGACAACACAGUAAGUACCACCGAUUAUCUAACCCUAGAUGAUAGAAAACAUGUGUUAACAUUAACUAAUUAUAUUGUUCCCAUUGUAGAAUCAUUUCACGAUAAUGACAAUUUAACAAUCUUAGUAAAUACAUUAUACAAUAUUGAUCUAUUUAAAAUUAUAGUUUUGAAAUAUAAUGGGAAUUUAUAUAAUAGGAUAUUAAUGAAAUAUAUUAAAAAAAAGAGAAAAGAAAAAAGGUAUAAAUUAGAAUAUGUUAUGAAAAAAUAUGGUAUAGAAAAACAUUUUACAAAAAAUGAAGUAAUACAAAAGAUAAAGGAAUAUAAUGAAAAUAAAAUUGAUAAUUAUGAUGAUUGUAUAAAAUGGAAAAAUACGCUUAUACAAAAAUUACAAAUAAUAAGUGAAAGAAUAAAAUAUUUAUAUACAUAUAUGAAUGAUAAAAUUAAUAAUAUGAAUAAUAUUAAUUAUAAAUCAUAUUUCCAAUUAUGUAAUUCAAAUGAAAUUCCAAAUAUACAAUUUAUAAAUGUUAUAGAUAUACAAAAAGAAGAAAUUAUUAUAAAUGGUAUAACACGUAUUAAUAAUUAUAUUAAUUAUUUAAACGUUUGGAUACAAAAUGUUAAUGAUUGUAUAAAUUAUGUAACAAAUUGUGGAUAUAAUUUUAAUUAUUUAUCUAACCUAAAUAAAGUAAAAAUAAAUAUUAAUGAUUUAAAUAAUAAUAUUGUUGAUGUUAAUAAUAGUAUACAUAAUAUUGAAAAGGAGGAUAUAUUUAAAUCAUUAAGUUAUCCAAAGGAUCAUUCCACAACUUUUGAAGGUAUUCAUAACAAUAUGUCCCAUAAAGAAACAAGUUCAAUUCAAAACAAAGGCAAAGAAAAAUCUAAUAACAACAUCAAAAGCGACGACAACAAUAAUAAUAAUGAUAAUUAUUGUGUUGGAGAUUAUUUAGAAUUUUUGGAAUAUGAUUUUAUUGACAAUCCAGAUGAAUUGAAAAGAAUUCCUUAUAGAUAUUCUAGUGAUUUUAAAUCAUUCCAUAUGUUUGAAUAUUUUAGAAAAAAUAAUAAUAACGUUAUUGUUUCUUUACAAAGAAUCUUUAUUUGUAUGCAGUUAUAUUCAUUAGUUCUUUGUGCCAAAAAAAAAAAAGAUCAUUUUGAAAAAUAUACAUCAGAUGUUAAUUUAAAUGAACUCUAUUAUAAUGAAAAGGAUAAUUUCCAUGAUAAUAUGAAUAAAUUUAAAGGAAAGAACAAUAAAUAUAAUAAAAAACAAGAAUAUUAUAAUCAAAACAAUUAUGAUUGUGGUGUAAAAAAUUCUUAUUCAUCCUCCUUGUCAACAGCUGUUGAAACAUUAACAGCUAAUGGAAUUAAAGAAGCUAAAGAUGAUGAUUUAAACAAAUCAUCUUUAAAUAAAAAGAAAUGUCAUGAUAAAGAUAAUAACGAUCAACCUCAUUAUGUUAGUACCAAUAGUUCAAAUAGUGAUGAUGAUGAUGAUGAUGGUGAUAAUAAUAAUAAUAAGAAUGAUAAUAUGGAUGAUGAUUCGUAUUAUGAAAGGAAUAGUAUUUUUGGAGAUAAUAAUGAUGAUAAGGAUGAUGAUGAUGAUGAUAGUUAUUUAGAUAAUUUUUCUGAUUCUGAUGGGAAAAAAAACGACCCUUCAUAUAAAUAUGACAUAGAAAAUAAUGAAGAAAUGAAAUUUUAUAAAGAUUUAGAAUUACGUAAAAAAAAUUGUUUAUAUUAUUAUAGAAAUGCCCUCUUUUAUAAUGGUUCAUCUAUGAUACCUUGUGAAGAAAAUAAACAUUUUACUAUCCCUUUAAAAGGUAUAGAUAAUAAUGGUGCAAACCCUGAAAAUUUUGAUGAUGGUACAGAAAAUAUGUGUUCCUUUUUAAAUAUGUUUAGCAAAAAUGAUAAUUAUUUGAAUUUAUUUAAACCAUUAAUUCCAAAUAUUAAAAUUUUAUUAUUUAGUUUAAAUAAAAUUUUAUUUAAUAAACAUAGAUGUAAUGAACCCAUUAGAAAAAUACAUGAAGAGCUGUUUAAAAGAAUCGUUUGUGAUGUAGCAAGGGAUAAAAUUAAAUUGAAUAGAAAAAUUAAAAAACUGAAGAAACAGAAUAAUAAAGGUGAUAUUAUUAAUGAUUUAAUUAAUGAUUUAAAGGAAUUACGUUUUUUUGAAAAAAUAUGUUAUGAGUUGUUUAAAUUAAAAAGUAAAAAUUAUAGUGAUGAUGAAGAUAGUAAUAAUAGGAUGGAAGAAAGUGAGUAUAGUGAAAAUUCUAAUGAUUUAAGUUAUGAUGAAUUUGAUUCUAAAAUAUCAAAAUAUCCAACAAAAGUAGGAAAUGAAGGGAAAAAAUCAAAAGAUAAUAAUAAUAAUAAUAAUAAUAAUAUGAUGGGUGAUGAUGAUAAUAAAGUGAAUAAAAAUGAAGAAGGUAACGAACAAAAUGAAAGUGCACAAAUUAAGGAAGGUAAGGAAAAGAAAUUAAGGGAUUUUAUUCAGAAGGAAGAUAUACGAAAUGAAGAUAAUGAAUCUUAUGAAUAUUACAAUGAUCAAGGUACCGAGAAUUUAGAUGAUAUGAAUUCAGAUGAAUAUAUGAAUAAUAAUAAUAAUAAUAAUAAUAAUAAUAAUAAUAAUAUAAAACGUUUAGAUGAUUCAUAUAAUAAAUUAUUGAAAAAUAAAAAUAUUAAUUCAUUAAUUUAUAAUUUAGUAAGUAAAUUAAAAAUGGAUUUUUAUAAAAAUUAUAUUAUUUGUGAUAAGGAUAUUUUUAAAACUAUUGGAAGGUUAUGUUUUAGUGAAAUACCAUAUGUAUUAUUUUUAUAUAUGGAUUGUUAUAAGAGUUUAGGAAGAGGUGAUUUGGUUGAUAUACCUUUAUAUUUAGAUGUAUUUGAAGAAAAUGAAGAAAUGGAAGAUGAUAGUAAAGGUGAAAAGAAUUUAGUAUAUUCUAUAAGAAGAAAUAAUAUGAGAAAUAAAGGAGAUGGAUCAUCUAAGGAAAAGAUUACUUAUCAUUUAUAUGCUCUAGUUAUAUCACAAAAUAAAAAUCCAAAUAAUAAUUUAUUUAUACCUAGUUACAAUAAAGUGAAUGAUAUGGAAUUUAAUAUAGGAAAUGAUUGUAAUUUGAAUUCUUCAUCUUAUUUAAUUUUAAAACCACAAAUAAAUGGACCAUGGUAUCAAAUAUAUAAAAAUAGAAUAACACAAUUAAAACAAGCUACCGAUUUUAAUGAAUGGAAAUGUCAUAGAGAUUUUUAUUGCUCAUGUUGUAUAUAUGUUAGUGAUAAUUAUUUUGAAAUGCAGAAUCAUUUCUUUUUGCAACAAUUUAAUAUUAAAGAUAUUAAUUUUCCUUUAUAUGUACAUACAUUAAAAGAAUUUGAAAUAGAGGAAGAAGAUAUUUUUGAAUUUGAUAGAAAUAAUAAGAAUGAUGAUAUGUAUUCAUCAUCUGUAAAUAAUGGUUUAGAAGAAAAUUAUGUUGAUGAAUUAAUAUAUGAGUUGAGAAAAUUCUCAUUAGAUAAAUCAGAAAAAAAAUUAAAUGAACAAAAGGAUGGAAAUGGUGUUCCUAAGAGUAGUAAUGAUAAACUUGUUUCAUACAUUGAAGAAGAAAAAUAUAGUUCACAUUUUAAGAAAGUUUUUGAAAAAAAUAAUCUUUAUAAACUAGUAGAUGAUAUAAAUGAAAAAUAUAAUGUAAAAUAUUAUGGUAGUAGUAAAACCAAAAUUUUUAGUAAAAAAAAAAAUGUUCCUAUGAAUAUAAAAGAAGGAACUUUCCCAUAUAUUAAAACAGAACAUGAUAUAAUAUAUAAUUGUUUACAAGCUCAUCAUCGAUUAAUGAUAAAUGUAAAAGAGGAAUUAAUUGAUGAUGUAAUAAAAGUAAAUAAUAAUAAUAAUAUAUGUUAUAAUUUUAAUAAUCAUCAUAAAUCUGCUGUAUGUAUUGUCUUAAAUAAUCAUAAUACAUUAAGAGAAGACAAGAGAAGACAUUUUUUUGAUUUAAAAAAUAUAAUUAAGAAUUAUGAAAAAUUUGAUAUGAACAAUUUAAAUAUAUAUAAUAGUAAUAUUAAAUUAAUGAAAUUUAGUGAUAACUUUUCUACUGGAUUAAUUAUAACCAAAAACAUGCCAUUAUUUUAUAGUAAUAUAACAUUAAAAAAUAUUAUUAAUGUAAGAAAUAACUCUAUAAUCGAUAGUGACAAUGAAAGGAAACAUUUAAUUCAUAAAAUUGGAGAAGAUCAUCAUCAUAAUAAUAAUAGUAAUAAUAAUGUAGAAGGAAAUAUAAGUAAGGUUUAUUGUAAGAAGGAGUUAAAAGGAAUAAUAAGUUCCAAUGAAACCAAUGAUACGAAUCAUACAAAUCGUACAAAUCGCACAAAUGAAAUGAAAGAAGAAAAUGGUUUGAGUGACAUAAGAAAUUAUGAACAAAAUGAUAAUAUUACCACAACAAAUACAAAUGACAAGAAAUUAGAUGUGGUGGAUAAUAUAUCUGAAACGAAUGAUUUGAAUUUAAUAAGAAAGAAUGGUGAUAUAAAUAAAUGUAUAGAAAAAGGAAAUGGAGGAGGUAAAGGACGUUUAAAUGUUAUGAACAAUAAUAUUCAGAAAUGUAAAAAUAAAUAUAACACAAAGAAAGAAUGUCGAAAUUUGAAUAUCUUACAUUGUAAUACAAAUAAUAUUAUAAUAAAUCGAAAUGAUAUGAAUUAUGUAAAAUAUAUUAUGCAACUUGAAAAUUUCUUAAAAGGAAUGAAUUUUAAUAAUAAAUUUUUUUUUAAUAUGAAUAAUGUAAAAGACCCAAUAAGAGAUCCAUUUCAUUUAGAAAUCAAUAAUGUAUUUUAUAAUUUUUUUGAAGUAAAAAUGAAUAUGAAUAAUAUUAAGAAGAAUUAUAUAAAUAAUCAAGAAAAAUCUGAAUUACAUAGUUAUUAUAUAAAGACUUGUUUAAAUAUAUUUAAAAGUUUUUUCCAUGAAUAUUUCUAUUUAAGUUUUAUAAAUAAAAUGGAAAUAAAGAAAAAGAAAAAGAACGCUUUUAAAAAUUUUUGUAUUGCAUUAUCAGAUAUAUUUUUCACCAACUUAAGUUUUAAGUCAGAAGAAGAUGAUGAUAAUUUUGAACACUUACAAGGAGGUAUAAUAAUAUAUGAAUUUUAUGAAAAGAGAUUUAAAAAAUUGAAAUUAAUAUUAAAGAAAAUAUUUAUGUAUUUAAAUAUUAUAUGUAUGAUUAUAAAAUAUAUAAAACUGAAAAAAUGGAUUUUUAAUGAAAAUUUCGAUAUGCAUACGUGCAAAAUGCAUGAUACCUUUUUUUUUAAUUUUUUAUAUUUUUUUUAUAAUAAAUAUUCCAAAAAUUGUAAAAAUAAUUAUAUAAAGAAAUUAUGUCAAAAAUCUGCAGUAAAAAAAAAACAAAUUAUAAAUGGUAUUAAAAAAAAUAUGAAUACAGUUAAAGAUGAAGAUUUUUAUUUCCUUGAAUUUUAUGAUAAAUUGUUUGUAAAACGUGAACCACUUAUGCAAGAACAUUUAUCAAAUAAACUGGAUAAAUUAUUAACAUAUUGUACAUGUAUCAUAUCAACGAAUGAAACACAAAUAAUAAAUCCAAAAAUAUACAAAAAAAAAAAAGCAUUAUUUUUUGAAAGAACACAACAUAAUAUUGAUUGUGUUUUUAGAUAUUUUUCUUCUUCAUUGCACGAUGAAAUUUUAUAUUUAAGUAAAAGAAGAAAUGAUUUUAAUGAAAGAAAAAAAUAUAAAGAACAAGAUAAAAUUGCAUCAGAAAAAGAAGACCAAAUAUAUUCUAUACAUGGAAAUAAUAUGAAUAAUCAAGACCGUAUGUAUUUAUAUAUUGAAGAAAAUUUUAAUUCCAUAGAAGAAACUAAUCCUAAAAGAAUGGAAUAUUUUUUAUUAAAUUUAUUAAAAAAUAAUGAAAAAAAAAGAAAAACAUGCGUUUUAUGUUAUUGCGUGCGAAGAUAUUAUAUGAAUUUUUUAAAUAAGUUAGAAAAAAAAUUAACACAUGAUUUUAUUGAAAAACAAAUCAAUUUUAUAUUUGAUAAUAAUUAUUUAGAAAUAACCAAAUUAUAUAGAAGAACAAAAAAUAAUUUAUUAGAUCCAAAUUGUAAUUGUCCUAGUUUAUUUAAUUAUAUAAAUAUUGAUACUGUAGAAGCAUGCAUAAUAUAUUUACUUCAAACCAUGUGGAAAUUUUAUAUUUCUUAUAUCUUAUCGAUACCAAAUGAAUUGGAACAAUAUUAUGAAAAUCUAGCUAAAAAACAUAAGAGAAAAAAAUAUAAAAAUUCAAAGGAUGAAAAGGGUUGGAAUUUUAUUAAAUUUUUAAAAGAAGAAAAAACAAAUAAUCUAAUUAAUAAAUAUAUAUCAUUUAAUGAUGAUAGUGAUGUGAUAUCUACUAAUGAUGAAGAAAAUGUAGACCGUUCAGAUGAUUCAGAAUCUAAUGAUGAUAAGAAAUAUUCAAAAAAAAAACAAAGCAAUUUGUUAUUAUCAAAUUUUGAUUUUGUAGAUAUAUCAUCCAUAGAAAAAUUAACUUCAGGUAACUCUAGUUCUAAAAAUUCUAAGAAAAAUAGUAAUAAUGAAAGUAUCCAAAUGGAUAAUACAAACAAUAGUAAUAGUAAUAAUAAUAAUAAAAAUGAUAACAAUAAUGAUAACAAUAAUGAUAAUAAUAAUUCUUUUUGUUAUUAUUGUGCAGACGAAUUAAAUGUAAAAAAUGGAAAAAUUUUAGAUACAAACAAAAAUAUAGAAUCCAAUGACAAAUCAUAUAAAAAUCAAAAUAUUCAAUCAAAUGAACAAAGCGUCACACCAAAUCGAAAUAUCGAAGAAAAUAAAGAUCAUGAAAAGAAAUCGAAUAAUUCAUUUUAUAAUAUUAAUUUAGAUAUUUUAAAACAAGAUGACUUAUUUUAUAAAUGCACAAAUGAACAUUUAGGAAAUGCAACUGCUGUAUUAAAUAUCUUGCAAAAGAAAUUAGAAAAUGAAGAAUUAAAAAAACUCAUGAAAUUAUUCCAUUUUAGAGGUUUUACAGAAAAAAUACCAAAUGAAGAAUGUUCAAAGAAAAAAUGUAUAAAGAAUAAAAAUGUUCAUAAAAAUAAAGAUGAUGUAAUAGUAUCAGCUCAUAAAGAGAAAAAUGUAAAAACUGAUUCAUCAGAUGAUAAAAAGAAAAAAGAAGACAAUGAAAAUAAUAAUAAGAAUAAGAAUAACAUAAUUCAUAAUAGUACUAAUAAUAAUGUAUUAAAAGAAAAUAUUCACAAUAUUACACAGAAUGAAUAUAUAAAGAAUGAUUUAAAAAAUAUUCUUUCCAAAGAUAAUUUAAGGAAUGAAGAUCCAUCAGAUAUCUUAGAAAAUAAUUUAGAAAGUGUAUUCAAUGGAACGCAUGUAGAUCAAAAGUUUAUAUCCAAUUUUUACGCUAAUUUAAAAAUAUUUAAAGAUUGUUUAGAUAAAAAUGAAUUAACAAAAGGUAAUAACAGUAAAGAUAAUAAUAAUAAUAAUAAUAAUAACAAUAAUAAUAACAACAAUAAAAAUAAUAUGGGACAAGAAAAUGUACUUAUGUCAACUAUUCAUAAAGUGAAUGAAACCAUGAAAAAAUACAAUAUUAAUAAUAUAAAUGAAAUAAAAAGUGUAUUAAUAAAAAAUGGGUAUGAUAUACGUAAAUGUUAUAACGGUAUCGAUUUAAUUUUUUUAUUUUUAUCAAAAAUAAAAGGUGCAAAUGUGAAUUUUAUAAAUGGAAAUAAUUUUGAAAGUAAUAAAAAUAUGUAUGAAAUUUUAUUAAGUAAUUUCAAAUCUUUAAAUUAUGAAAAGAUUGAAAAGGAAUAUUAUAGUUUAGAUUAUAUAUUAGGAAACUUUGAAUAUAUUGAUGAAAAUUAUAUAGAAGAAAGAUAUGCUUCAUUUUUUAAUUAUAUGGAUGUUAUAUUUACAACACAGAAUAUGAUAGACGAUUCGGAUAUAAUAACGCAAGAUAUAUUUAAUCCGUUUAUUGAUAUUAUGAAUAACUUAUUUUGUUAUGGUAUUGGAUUAAUAGAUAAUAAUAAUAAUAUGAAUAGUAGUAGUAAUAAUAAUAACAAAAUUAAUAGUAAUAAUAGCCAUAGUAACAACAAAAACAACAAUAACAAAAACAAAAAUAAUAACAAUAGCAAUAAUAACAACAACAACAACAACAGCAACAACAACAGCAACAACAACAACAGCAACAACAACAACAACAACAAUAAUAAUAAUAAUAAUAAUAAUAAUAAUGUUAAUAAAGAAAUAAUAAAAUUGAAUAGUUUAUACUCCUUUUUAGAUAAUUUACACAAAUGUGUAGGUUCCUUAUUAAUUAUAGACAAAAGUUAUGAUUGCAAGAAAGAAUUAUUUUCAUUUAUACAAUAUAAUAGUUUCUUUUGGUAUAUUUUAUAUAAACAAUAUAAUAUGUUUUUAACAUAUUAUGAUAUGACUAAUCAUUGUAAUUUCUUUAAUAUAUUUUUAUUUCAUUUUUUUAAUUAUACCUUUAAUUUCCCUAUGGAUAAUUUUUUCCAAUUAGAUAAUAAGCUAUCUUUUGAAAAAGAACAAAUUGUGAAUCAUUUAUUUACGAAAUUUCCAUUUUUAAAAGAAGAAGAAAAAUCAUUAUUCCAUAUUAUUAUGAGAUUUUUAUUGCAAGAAAAAAAUCAUUUUUAUAAUUAUUAUUAUAGUAAUGAGCUGUCACUUUUUAUUUUUAAUGCUAUUAUGUCCUUGAAUAAUUUUUAUUUAAAUAUGAAGGAACCUAAUAUAUUUUCGAAGGAUUAUACCAAACUCAAUGAUUAUAAUUUUGUUUUGAACAUGAAGGAAGUGUAUGACAUCCAACCUGCCGUAAUAAAUAAGAAGAGCAAAUGUGAGGAGAGUAGUAAUAAAAUAUAUAAUGUUUGUAAGAGUAGUAAUAAUAAUGAAGAGAUUAAAAGUGUUGAAAAUGAUAAGAAUGGUGGUAAUAGUUAUUUUGAUAAUUUUAUAUUAAAUAAAGAGAAUAUUUUAGAUAUAUUAGAAAAGAAAAAUGAAAAAGAAAUAUAUGAAAUAGGAAAGGUAUUUGAUUUUCAUAUAAAGAAUGAAUCAAUAUAUUUUAAGAAAAGAAUAAAUAUGUUAGAUUUUGUUAUGAAUGAUUAUAAGAAGGAGAAUUUUGUAAAUUAUAGUAACUCAGAUAUUAAUAAUAAAAUAUUUUAUGUAGCUUAUAAUUAUCCAAUUAUUAAUAUUAAUAACAAAAAUAAUGAUUUAUUUAGUAUUUAUUUAAGAACAAUAUAUAAAUGUAAUGAACAUUUUAGAAAUUUGAAUCAUGUAUUUUUUAUAUAUAGUAAUUAUUUUUAUAAUUUUCAUAAUUUAUUUUUAUUUUUUAAUAAGGAUAAUGAUUUAUUUAAUUCAUUAUUUAAAUUACGUUUCAAAAUUGAUCAAGCUAAACAAAUGGAUAAUUUCUACUAUGAUAUGGAAGAUAAAAAUAAUAAUACUUAUAUGAAUAAAGAAUAUGUACAAAUAAAAAAAAAAAAUGAAAACGAAAAUAAUAUAACAUUUUCGAAUCCCAUUGGAAAUUACAAGAAUUAUGAAUAUGCUAUACAUAAUAGUAAGAGUGACAUAUUUUAUAUAUUUGAUGAUAUAGUAUAUGAUAUAACUGAAUCUGUUAAUAUGGAUUAUUAUUUUAAAGGGAAUAGGGCUUAUGUUAAUUUUGUGAAGAACAAAAUGUAUGGUGAUGAUAAUAAGGAAGAUGAUUAUAUACAAUAUGAUGAGAUAAGUAUAAAUGAAGCAAAUCAAAAUAAAAGAAAACAACAAAUUGAUAGUAGUAAUAAUAACAACAAUGUUGUUGUUAAUAAUGAUGAUAAUGAUAAUGAUAACAUGUGUAGCAAUAAUAAUUAUUAUUAUAAUAAUAUUUAUAAUAAUGAUAAUUUGUGUUAUAAUAGAAAUUCUAUACAAUUUGACGAUUAUAUGGAUGAAACAAUACUUUCCGAAUUAAUAAAUAAUAAAGAAACUGAUGGAUUAAAUGCAGAUUCAUCUAAUUUAGGACCAUAUAAUAUGAAUAAUGUUAAAAAUAAAAAUAAUAAUAAUAAUAAUAGUAAUAAUAAAAGAAAAAAGAAUGAGAAAAAUGAAAAGAUAGAUAAAAUAGAACAAUUUUUACAUGAAUCCGAAUUAGAAAAAGAUAUUAUGAAUAUAACAUUUAAUGAAAAAGAAUUUUUAGGAAAAGAUUUAUCAUUUAAUUUUUAUUUCCGUUCUAUUAUGUAUUAUAACAAAGAUAUUAUAGCUAGUAAUAAUUUAGAAUAUUUAAUGAAAGAUAAAAACUUUAUUACAGGAAAUGUAGGGAAGAAAUAUUUCUUUAUAUCCUUAUUAUUUAAUAUAGAUUAUUAUAAUGUAAGAGGUAUGAAUAUAGGAAAUAAAGUAGUAUCCAAUAGGACAAUGUUUAUAAAUAAAAUAUUGAGAGAUAAUAAAGGAAAGGUCUUAAAUUUAAAGGUAUUCCAUAUAUAUAAUAUUUUUUCAAAAAUUAUUGAAUUAUAUUAUGAGAGGAAAAGAAAGGGCCAUAAUAUGAUGUCCUUAAAAAAUAGCAAAAUAGCAUCAACAAAUGGUAACAACAACAACAACAACAACAACAACAACAAUAAUAAUAAUAAUAAUAGUAAAAGUAAUUUGAAAGAUGAAGAUAAUACAAUCAACCUAUUUGAUUAUAAAACAGAUGAAGAUUUUUAUUAUAAAGUAAAAAUGAAUCCAUCCUAUUUCUUCUUAUUAUAUGCUAUAAAAAAAGAUUAUGAUAAACGAAAUAAAAAUAAAUUAAUAUUUAUGAAUGUUAAUUCUGAUUUAGAAGCAUAUAUUGAAGAUAAAAAAGAUAAUAAUAUAUAUAAUAGAUUUGAUUUGAACAUAUUAUUAGUACCUAUUUCUUCUCAAAUUGUUUUAAGUAAAUUUAAUGGAAAUUUAAAUAUGUUUAAUGAUAAUGAUUAUCCAUUAAUUACAUUUAAAUAUUUAACAAGUACAUAUGAACUUAUAUGUAUAGGAAUUAUAUUAUGUUCAUCUAAAUUAUUAUUACAAGAUUAUAUUUUGAAUUGGUUUUUUCCAAAAUUAAAAGAAAGAAGAUUAGUAAAAGAUGAUGUAGAUUUAAAGAUAGAUGAUAUUUAUGUAUAUGAAGAAUCAGAAUUAUAUUGUUUAGAAAAAAUACGAAAAGUUUCAUGUAAUAUAAAAAAAUUAUUAAAAAAAUAUAGUAAUACUAUAGUUAUUCAAUUAAAGAAAACAAAUAUGAAUAAUAGUAAUAUAGAUAAAAUUAAUUUAAAAUGUGUAGAAUAUAGUAAAUUAAAUAAAUACAAUUUCUGUUCAAAAUGUAGAAAUAAUUAUAUAUGUAUAUGUGAAAAAAUAGAAAGAGAACAAUUAAGAAAAAAAGUGAGUCUCAUAAAACAAGAAGAGCAAUUAUAUAGAUAUUUUAAAAUAUACAACAACAAUAUGAAUAUGAACAACAACAACAGCAAUAAUAAUAAUAAUAAUAAUAAUGAUGAUUUGUUAAAUAUGCUAAAUAAUGAUAAAGAAGCAAAAAAAAUAUUAGUACUUAUGGAAAAAAUGAAAGAUUUAAAAAAAGCACAAAAUAUCAAGGCACAAGAAAAAAAAAUUAAUAAAAAUAUAAAUUCAACAAAUACACAAAAUGUAGAAAAUGAUAAUAAUAAAAAAUUAGAAUCAAAAAAAGAAAAAGAAAAACUUCUCUUUAAUAUAUAUGAAACUCCAAAUUUUGUACAAGAAUUAGAAGCAAUUGAAAAUUCAUGUCGUUCUUCUAAUAGUUCUAUGUUAUCUUUAUCCAGUGAUAAUAUCUCAAGUUAUUCAUCCGAUGAUAAUUUAUUUGUUGAUGAAAUCGAUAGUGGCUCCUAUACAUUUAAUAAUAUUGUAAUACCUAAUAUGGUUUCUGUUAAAGAUGAAGAAAAUGAAACACAAGAAAAAACCAAUUCAUCAGACCUAAAAAAAAGUCAGAAAGUAAAUAUUAUUAAAAAAGGUAAUGGUGUAAAAAAUGAUAUGGAAGAUAUUAUGUUAAAAGAAUUUCAUAAACUUAGUAAACAACGAAUAUCAAAUAUUUAUAAUUUACAACAAUCCGUUCAGUUGUCCCAAGAAAAUGUGAAUAAUAAUAAUAUGGUGCUUAAUUUUAUAAAAGCCCAGGAAAACAUGAAAAAUAAAAAUAUGAUAAAAGAUGCAAAAAAAGAUUCCAAGAAAAUACCCGUAGAUGUAUUAAAGGACAAAAAAGGAAAGACAAGUAACAAAGAGGAGUUAGAAAAAGAAAAGGAAAAAGAGGAACAUAAGCUAAAGGAGCAGCAAACUGUUCAAGAGGAUCAAAAAGUAAAGGAUAAUAAAAAAAUUAAGGAUAAUCAAAAAGUUAAGGAUAAUAAAAAAAUUAAGGAUAAUCAAAAAGUAAAGGAUAAUAAAAAAAUUAAGCAAGACAACAUUGAAAAAACCAAAAAUGAUAAAGAAGAACCUAUCCAAAUUAAUGAAAAUACAAAACAGAGUAAUAUCAAAAUUGUUUCAUUAACUAAAUCACAGGAAUCUCUUACGGAUAAUAAAAAAACAAAUGCAGAUAACGAAAAGCAACUUACUGUUAAUAAAAUUGUACCAAAGAUAGAAAACAAAAAAACAGAACCUGCUGUUGAUGUAAAAGGAAAGGUAGAGAAGUCUAAAUUAUCAAAGGAUAAGAGUGUAAUAGUACCUGAGGUGAAAAAAGAAAUAAUUAAUAAUUCUGUCAUUAUGAACAAUGAUGGAUCAAAUAAUGAGAAUAAGAAUAAAGAGAAUAAAAAUAAAUCUUCUGAAAAGAGUAAGGCGAAGGAUAACAAUAAUAAUAAAAAGGAUAAUAAUAACAAUAAUAAUAAUAAAAAGGAUAAUAAUAACAAUAAUAAUAAAAAGGAUAAUAAUAACAGUAAUAAUAAUAACAAUAAUAACAACCUUAGUAAUAAUGGCGAGGAAGAUCCUAAUGAUAGUGAUAGCGAUAAAGAUAAAAAGAAAAAAAAUAAAAAGAAAGAUAACAAAAAUAUAAAUGACGAUAGCGAUGAUAAUAACAAAAAUAAGAAGAAACUCAAGAAUAAUAUUAAAAACUCUGAUGAUAUUAUAAAUAAUUAUUUUUCCAAAAAUGUUAUUGAAUAUAUUGAAAAAAAUGAUAAACUAGAAAAUAUUGCAACGUAUAUAUAUAACGAAUUAAUAGAAAUAACGAAAAAGAAAAUAAAAAAAAAUGUUAUACGUUUAGAUAAUUUAUCAGCAGAUAAUUAUUUGACCAUAGGAGAAGAAUUCUUAAAUGUUAUGAAAGAGAUAUUAUUAAAAAUAUAUUACAAAUAUAAUGAGGAUGAUUACAGAAAACAUUACUUAAGGAUGAAUAAUAAUGAAAAUGACAAUAAUAAUAAUAAUAAAAUAUCUUUAAAAAAGAAAUCAGAAACAGAGGCUUCAAAUAAAAAUGUAGAGAGUAAUGAUAAUGUAGAUGGAAAAUUAGAAAAUGAAUAUAAUGAGGAUGAAACAUACAUGAAUAAAUUCAAUUUAUGUGAUGAUGAACAUGUAAUCAAAUUUUUAAAUCUUAUAAAAAGAAAACUUAUAUAUAAAAUAUUAUUCCCAGAUAUUCAAAUUGAUACAAAAAGUAAAGGAAGAAAUAAAAAGAACGUGAAAAAGAAAAAACAAGUAGAUAUAAAAUAUGUAUAUGAUAUAUUUAAGAGGGAAUAUAUUUUUUAUGAUAAAAUAUUAAUUAUGAUUCAACAUAUAUUAGAUAUAAAUAUAAGAACAAAUAUAUUUUUAUUUGUAUAUUUAUUUGCUGGUAAAUUAAUAUCAUUUGUUGAUUUUGAUUAUAUAUUAAAUAAUACAAUUUUUUAUAAUGAUUAUGUAUAUUAUAAUAAGGUUGCUUUUGAAGAUACUUUUUUUCAAGAAGAAUCAUUAGAAGAAUCUAAUAAAAAAUAUUAUAAUAUGAAUGAUUCUAUAAAUAUGCCUCUCCCGGAUUCUCCUACUACUACUAGUAAUAGUAAUAAUAAUAAUAAUAAUAAUAAUAGUAAUAAUAAUAAUAAUAAUAAUAAUUAUGAUAAAGGGGAAGUAAAAGGUUUACGUACAUCUUCUGAACAGUUACUAAAUAGUUUAAACAAUGAAGGUAAUAAUAACAAACUAAAAGAAGAUAAUGUAAUGAUUAACGAAGAGAAUAAUGUGAAUGAAGAUAUUGAAAAGAAGAAAAAAAAGAAAAGUAUAGAGGAAGAAGGUUCAGGUGAUGAUGUUUUAAUAAAUGUAAAUAUGAGCAAAAUAAUAUAUAUAUUAAUUUUAAUUAGUAAUAAAAGAAUAAUGAAAGAAUUAAUUGAAGAAAAAUAUCGUGAGGAAUUAAAUGAAUAUUAUUAUUUUGAAAUGAAUAAAAAAUAUUAUGAUAUUUUAUGUAAUGAAUAUAAUAAGAUAUUGAAUGAAAAUUAUGCUAAAGAUUUAAGUGAACAUUAUGUAAAAGAUGAAUUAUUUUUUGAAAGUUUAAAUAUUAUAGAAUUAUUAAAUAAUAAAGAAUAUAUAUCUACAUUAACAGAUACAAAUAAAUAUAUAAAAGAUGAAAAUAAGAAAUUAAACAAAACACAUGUAGAUGAUAAUGAAUUAAUAAUAAAUGAAUAUGAAUUUAUGAAUGAAAAAAAUAUAAAUAAAUAUAUUAAUAUACAUAAUAUUAUUAAAUUCAAAUUAAAUUUUAAAAUAGCUAUAAAGAAAAUUAAUAUAUUACAAGAUAAAAUCUUUAUUAAUAAUAAUGAUAAUAUAAGUUCAGGUAUUUCAUUUUAUUCUUUAAUAUUUAAAUAUAAUAGUAACUUAAUUAAUACUCUACAUACAGAUAUUAUGAAAACAACACAGAAUAAUAAUAUGUCCAUUCCUAAUAUGACCAAUUAUAAUAAUUAUUUACAAGUUAGUAAAAAAGAUAUAGAUAAACUAAAAGGAAUUUAUAAUAAAUAUGUUGUAUUGAAUAACAAACCAAAUGUAUUGAAAGAUAUGUAUAUAUUAAACUCAGAAAUUAAUACACUCUUGUCAGUUUUGUACAACGAUAUUAAUUAUAAUAAUAUGAUGAAUAACACGUAUAAUAAUAUAUUAGGUGAUACACAUAUAUCUGCACAAAAUGGAGGAUAUUUAAGAGCAGGUAGUAAUAAUUUAAGUAAUAAUAAAAUGAAUAAUCAAGGAGGAAAUCAUAUAAAUGUGAAACGUGUUUUAACAAAUAAUCUUAAUAUGAAUAAUAUGAAUAAUAACAAUAAUAACAAUAAUAACAACAACAACAACAACAACAACAACAACAACAACAACAACAACAACAACAACAACAACAAUAAUAAUAAUAAUAAUAAUAAUAUAUAUAUAAAUGAAGGUGGUACAAUAAAUAUGAAAGAUUUAAAAUUAAAUCUAUCAAAAGUUAUUGGAACCAACCCAGAUAUUCAAAAUGAAAUAAAUAAUAACAGUAAUCACGAUAAAAAGAGUAUAUUAAAAAAUUCAAGUACCUAUUCUUCUAUAUACGAUAAUAAUACACCUACAAUUAUUAAUAAAAAUAAUAAUAAUUUAAAAACAAGUGUAGGAUUAAAUUCACCCACCUCAAAUAGGAAUAAAAAAAGUGUUACGACCUUUGAUUCAAAAGUAACAUUAUCAGCAUCUUACAAUUCAAAUGAAAUAAAUAAUAUGAAUGAAGAUUCUAAAUUAAGAAGAUUAAGUGAUCAACCCUUAAGUGCCAAAAGCUCAAAGAUUGUAACGCCCCCUGGAAAUAAUAUGAAUAACAAUACAAAUAAUGUGAUUAACAAUACAAAUAAUGUUCCUAACAAUACAAAUAAUAUUAUUAAUAAUAAUGUUGCUACGAACAAAUAUAUUAAAAAGAGCAAAUUCAAAAGAGUAUAUAAUAAGGAUAUUCCAUAUAUAUGUAAUGAAGGGAAAACUUGGAUGGUUAUUUAUAAACCUGCAUAUUAUCAUUGCUCAGCAUAUACUUCUCAUAAUAGGUAUAAUUUCUUAGUAAAUAUUAAUAAAUAUAGUGAUUAUUUUUAUAAUAUCCUAGAAAAAAUAUGUAUGAAAUGUAAAAUAAAAACAAAGUUUAUGUGUAUUACUUGUAAAGAUAUGGAAAAUAUUUGUAGUAAAUGUGAAAAUAUUGUUUCUAAAUUUUGUAAGAAAUGUAAUCUUUUAAUAAAAAAAAAUAGAGAUGUAUUAAAAAUUAUUAAUAGUAUAUCCUUAAAUGAUGUUGUCUUUAGUGGUCGAGUAGAAUCAUUUCAUUUAUUCAUGAUGAAAUCAUUCCCACAUUUAGAAACCGUAAAAAAAUGGCAUAAAUUAGAAUGUGGUUUAUGUCAUAGAAUAGAUCUAGAAACAUCAGGAAGUUUAAUAAUAGCUAAAACUAAAGAAGCGAGAGAAUUUUUAUUUGAUCAAUUUCGUAAAAGAAAUGUAUAUAAAGAAUAUAUUUUAUUAUGUCAUGGUAGAAUUAAAAAGAAAAAAGGAUUUAUUAAUAAAUCGAUACAAACGCAUGAAUAUAAUAAUUUUCAUAGUAAGAGCCAUUUUAGUUUAGUUGUGAAAACAGGGGGAACAGAUGCAUAUACCGAAUAUAAUUGUGUUAAAGUAUAUAAAUUAAAAAGAAAAAUUGAAGAUAUUAUUCAAGAAGUACAAGAUGGAAAAUAUAAUUGUAAUAGUACAGUCAAAAAGGAUAUUAAUAAAGAAAUAUAUUGUAAUGAUUAUUAUAAAUUUUUAAAUAAUAACAAGAAGAAUGUAAAUAUAAUACAACGUUAUGUAAUCAUAACUAAUAUUUUAUCAAAUCAUGAUAAUAUAACCAAGAAAAAGGAUACUUCAAAUAAUCUUAUGACACAAGAAGAUUAUUCUUCAUUCGUUCAAAGAAAAAAUUCUCAUAUUAUAACAAACUAUUUUUCAGAUUCACAAAUAUUAGAAGAUAAGAAAAAAAUAAAAAAAAAAAUAAGUAGUACGCAUAAUAAUAAAACAUUAAAUAUUAAAGGAAUUAAUCAUAUUUUGCAUGAUGAUACACAUUAUAAUUUAAAUGGUAACAUUAAUUCGAGAGGUAGUUAUAUUAAUAAAAAUGAUUUUACAAAUAAUAUGAAUAAUAAUAUGAAUAAUAUGAAUAAUAUGAAUACUAGUACGUUGGGUAUAUAUACUUCAGGAGCACCAUCUAUUAAGAAAGAAGUUUGUCAUCAUUUAUGCUUUAGAUGUAAUUCUAUAUCAGAGGAUUAUUUCUUAACAGAUCCUAAAGAGAUUGAGAAUUAUACAAAAGAAUUUACUUUAUGUAAUGUAAAAAUCCAUACAGGUAGAACCCAUCAAAUUAGGGUCCAUAUGAGGCAUAUAGGUCAUCCAUUAGUUUCUGAUAAAAAAUAUUUGAAUCCAUCUUUAAGUAAUCUAGAUAAAUUCUGGUGUUUCCGUAUGUUUCUUCAUUCUCUAAUAUUAGAAUUUAACAAUCCAGAUUAUUAUUUCUUUAAUUUAAAUGAUGAUAUGAAAAAAAAAAAAAAAAUGUAUUCAAGUAAUCUAUAUAGAAUGCCUGAUAGAACAGUUAAAGCAAUAUGUCCAUUAGCAGGUGAUUUACAAACGGUUUUAGAUAAUGAAUUAGAAAUAUCUGAAAGUUUAGAGGAUGAAAAUAGUUAUAUUAAUAGAAUAUUGAAAAUGAAUAUUAAUGACAAAAGAAAUGAAGCUAUGAAAAAUGCAAGACCAAUUAUUGAAGAUGAUAAAUUUGUAAAACAUGCAAGUAUGGAUAGUAGUAAGAUCAUACAUUCAGCUCGUGAAGAAACUAAUGAUAAAGAAAAAAUUUCUACACAAGCUAAAAUUAUAGAAGUAGGAAAGAAAUUAACUACAAAGGAUGAAGACAUGUUACAUUCGAAGAAGACAGACGUUAUCCAACAUGGUGAUGAAGAAGAAGAUGAUGAAGAAGAUGAUGAAGAAGAUGAUGAGGAGGAUGAAGAAGAGGAAGAAGAAGAUGAAGAUGAAGAAGAUGUAGAAGAUGUGGAAGAUAUAGAAGAUGUAGAAGAUGUAGAAGAUAUAGAAGAUAAUUAUGUUGAUGAUGAUCAAUAUGAAGAUAAUUAUGAUGACGAUAAUGAUAAUGAUGAUGAUGAUGAAUAUGAUCAUGAUUAUGAUGAACACAUAAAUGAAGAAGAACAAGAAGAUGAUGAUAAAAAAAACAAUGUGAAUAUUAAUGAUUCUUAUGAAGAAGGAGAAGAAGAAGGAGACGGAAAAUUAAAUACCAAAAUAAAGAAAGAUAAAAAAUCCACAGAAAAUAAUAUUAGUGUUGUUGAAGAAAAAGUAAAAUCUAUAGAUAUAAAUAAAGAAGAAGAUUUUCCAGAUUUAUUGUCAAAUAGUAAAAAGAAAAACCAUAAAGAUAAAAGGAAUGCUUCAAAAAAUAAAAAUAAAAAUAAAGAUAUUUUAAAAAAAAAUGAAAAUAAUAUAAAUGAUGAAAAGGAAAAAAAAAGUUCUAAUGUGAUCACAAAAAAUAAUAAAGAACAAAAUGAAAUAAUAGAUAAUAAAAAUGAACAUGUAGAUAAUAAAAAUGAAAUAAUAGAUAAUAAAAAUGAAAUAAUAGUUAAUAAAAACGAAAUAAUAGUUAAUAAAAACGAAAUAAUAGUUAAUAAAAACGAAAUAAUAGAUAACAAAAAUGAACAUAUAGAUAAUAAGAAUUUAUUAAAUGGUUCUUUAGAUGAAUAUAAUAAUUUUAAAGAAAAGAAUUUAUUAUCAAAAGAAAAUCUAAAAAUAAAUGAUACUACUACUAUUACUACUAGUGUAGAAAUACCUAAUGAUGAACAUAUAAAAAAAAUAUUAUUAAAAAAACCAACAAAUAAAAUUUUACGUAAAUUAAAUUAUGAUGACUUCUUUACAAAUAAAAAGAAAAAGGAUAUGAAUAAAGAAAAUAUGAAAAAAACAGAUGAACAAAAAAUAAAAGAAGAAAUAAAACAAACACAAGAUGAAGAAGAUACUUAUCUCGAUUUAAUAGAUAAUGAAAUUAAAAAAAGAUUAAGAACCAAUUUUAAUUUAUUAGUAAAAGAAGCAAAAAUAGUUAUUAAUAAUAUUAUAAGGAACAGUUUUGUUUUUAAAAUUUUAUUUUAUUUUUUUAAAUUAAAAAAAACAUUAUUAUAUUUAUUAAAAUGUUUUGGUAUAGAACAAAUUAAAAAAGAAAAAAAGGUGUAUGUAGAAAUGAAUAUAUUAGAUGAAUUUGUUAACAAUAUGAAUGAAAAUAAGGAAAAUAUGCCUAUAGAUUUCUUAUAUGAAUUAAUACAUAGUAUAACAUAUUUUUAUAAAAAUAUGCAUGUAAAAAAAACCAGAAAAAAGAAAGAAAUAAUAAUAUAUACAUUGAAAAAGCAUUUAAAAAAUAUUAAAAGUAAUUCAAAUAUUUCUAAAACAAAAAGAAGCUUGAUUUUUCAACGAUUUUAUAAUAUUUUAUUUAAUUUGAAUUAUGCUUUAAAUAAAUAUGGUUUAAAAACAAAUGAAAAUUUAAAAAAUCAAAUAAUGAAGAAAAGUAAAAAUGUAUAUUUAAAAAUUACAAAUGUUUUUACUAUCAUAAUGAAUAUAUUAAAUUCGAAAGUAUAUAUGAAAGAUAUACAUAUUAAAAAGCUAAUGGAAAAUAAAGCAGUGUUUUCUUUAAAUACUAUAGAACAGUUUUUAUUACUACACAAAAUAAAUAAUGAAACAGGAGGAGAAGGCACAAAUAAUGAUAAGGAAAAGAAAAGACAAACGAAAGUAAGUAACACUCAAGGAUAUAAUAAAGAUAAUAUAAAUAAUAAAGAAAAGGAAACAAAUAAAAAUGAGGAACAACAACAAGGAGAAGCAGAAGGAAAAAGAGAAGGGGAAGGAGAAGAAGGAGAAGGAGGAGAAGAAGAAGAAUGUAAUUAUUUAAUUGAACAAAUUAAUAAAAUAUUUUUUAAGGUAGAUAAAAAUAAUGAACAUAUGCUAAAUGGAGUACUCCUUGAAAAUGAUGAUGAUUAUUUGGAUGAAGAAGGAAAAGUUUCUAAGAAAAAAAUGAAAAAGAAAAAAUUAUUAAAUGAUAAGGAACACGAAAAGGAUAAUGAAGAUAAUGAUGAAGAUAAUGAUGAAGAUGAUGAUGAUGAGGAUGAUGAUGAGGAUGAUGAGGAUGAUGAUGACGAUGAUGAUGACGAUGAUGAUGACGAUGAUGAUGACGACUAUGAUGAAGAUUAUGAUGAAGAUUAUGAUGAAAAACUUGUAGAGAAUAAAAAGAAUGAACGCUCAAAUAUUAUAAUGUCUAAAGAAAAUAUGAACAAAUUAAAUAUGCAACCAAAAAAUACGAAUAAUCGUAGUAGUAGUAGUAAUACUAUAGAUAUGAAGAAAAAAAUAUAUGAAAAGAAUUGUAUGAAAGAAAAGGAAUAUCGUACGCAUGACCUGAUAACAAACGAAUCUAUUAUGUAUAAGAAUAACGAAAUAUAUGAUAAAGAAAAAUAUCGUAGAAAUCAAGAAAAUAUAAAUCAUAUGUCAUCUAAUUAUAUGGAUAAAAAUAUAAAUCAUCAUCAUGAAUAUGAUAAUAUGAAGAAAAAGAAUUAUAGUAAUAAUAACAUAUAUAAUAAUAAUAGUAGUAAUAAAGUGUCCAUGGAUGAAGAGAAGAGAAAAAAUUUAGAUAACAAUACAUAUCCUUAUCCUAUGUAUGAAAAUGUAAAAGAAAUAGAAAAAAAUAAAGUACAACAAAAUUUAUUUCAUAUAAGUAAAGAAAAUAAUAAUAAUAAUAAUGAUAGUACGAAUAACAAUUCAGUGUAUGAUUAUAAUAUGAGUAAUUCAAAUUAUGGGAGUAAAAUGGGAAGUAAUAAUAUAAAUGAUUCGACCAAUUAUUACAAUAUGAGAGAAAAGAAUAUAUAUAAUAUAUUAUGUAAUAAUGAUAGUAAUAAUUAUGUUCUAUUUAAUAGUAAUGAAAAAUAUUCUAUGAAUAAUAAGAUUAGUAAUUCAAUAUUGAGUAAUAUGAUAAUGAAUAAACAAGAUAAUAAUAAUAUAAAUAUUAAUCAAAAUAAUAAUAAUAAUAAUAAUAAUAAUAUGAAUGAAGGAGGAAGCGAAACAUUAUAUAGCAGCUUUACUAAAGAAAUUGAAAAGUUAAAAAAGGAAGUUAGGAAGUGUGAAGAAAGUUAUGAUAAAGAAAUGGUAGAAAUUCAAAAUACAAAGAAAGAAAUAAAAUAUUUAAGAGAAAAUAAUAAAAAUGAUGAAUUAAAUAAUAUAUUUUCAGAAUUAAAUUUAGAGAAUAUUUCUAAAUAUUUAUUAAGUGCAUAUGAAAAAUAUGGUUUGAAUGUGUUUAUAAAAGUUUUAGUUUAUAAGAAUGAUUUAGGACAUAUAAAUGAUCAUAUUAAAAAACAGGAUGAUGUUAAUAUGGAAUUUUUUAUUAAUAUAUCUGUUGAUAAAAUAUUUGAUUAUUUAUUAUUAAAAAAAAAUAUUAUAACUAUGGUUAAUAUUAAAAAAUUAAAAGAAAAAUUUAUACAAGGUCAAAAAAUUUAUGAAUUAGUAAAAAAUGAAACGAAUAAAAUGAUUAUAGAAAAUAUCAAAGAAUAUAAUUUUAUAUUUAUAUUAUGGAAACAUAAUAAUAUGAAUGAUUUAUAUGAAAGGAAACAAGUCAUAUUUAAUUUCAUAAUAAAAAUUAUUGAUAAAAUUAUACCGAAGUAUAUUAUUAAUGAAUAUAUUAUAAUACGUAAAAAUGAAAUAUAUGAAAUUAUGAUCAAUUCUUUAAAUAAAAAAAAUGAAUAUGAAAAAAAAAAUAAAGACAUUUCCUCAUCACAAUAUUUAGAAAAAGAAAAUACAUAUAAUAAUUUAUAUAAAAAAAUCAAAGAUGAAAAAAGGAUAGUUGAUAAUUAUUCCAUUGAAAUGCAUGCAGAAAAAAAUAUCACAAACCCAAUAUAUAUGUCCCAACGAGAAGAUAACAGCACACCAAAUAGUAAAAAGAAUUGUAGUAACACGAAUCAUAUUAUGAGCAUCAACCAUAGCAACAUGAACAAUACAAAAAACACAAACAACCACAACAAUAAUAAUAAUAAUAAUAAUUAUGUUGUGAAUCAUACAACUCAUUCUACUAGUUUUUAUUAUUUACAUAAUGAAAAACCAAGUAAUGUUAAUACGGAUAAUCAAAAAGAAAUAAAGGAUGAUAAUGUUCACAUGAAAUUUCAGUCACUUCCGGAAAACAUAAGGAUUGGUGUUUUUAAAAAUGAUGUAAAUAAAUUUUAUGAGAUAUAUAAAAUGAUGAAUGCAGGAAAUGAUUUAAAUAGUUUGAUGUAUAAAAAUUCGGGGCAUAUCAAAAAUAAAGUAAAUAACGAACCUUAUUCGAAUAAUUAUAAGAGAAAUACUUUUUGUACGAAUGAUAUAAAUUUUGCUGCAUCAGCACAACAAUCUUUUAUGAACAAAAAUGUUAUAAAUAGUAUGAAUAAUAAUAUGGUGAGCAGCAAUAAUAUGAUAAGCAGCAAUAAUAUUAUAAGCAACAAUAAUAUGAUAAGCAGCAAUAAUAUGAUAAGCAGCAAUAAUAUGAUAAACAGCAAUAAUAUGAUAAGCAGCAAUAAUAUGAUAAGCAACAAUAUGAUGAACAACAAAAUGAAUAGUAGUAAUGUUCAAAUAGAUACUGAAAAAACAAGGACCAUGAAUAAUUUACAAGAUCAAUUUUUAAAUCUUCAAAAAAAUGGCUCGCAUAUAUAUUUAAGAAAUACAAAAGAUUCUAAAAACAGUGAUAUAUUUACAUUUAAAAAUAAUGUUAGAUCUCCAUCACAACAUAUAACAUUGAAUGAAGGAAAAGAAAAUGGUAUUGAUAUGAAAAAGAAAAUUGAACAAGAGGAAGAUAAAAAAAAAAUAAUAAAUAACAAUAACAAUAAUAUUAAUAGUAACAAUAAUAUUAAUAGUAACAAUAAUAUUAAUAGUAACAAUAAUAUGAACGAUGAGGAUCUAAUAAAAAAGGAAAUAAAUAUGAAUACUAAUGAUUAUGAAGAAAAUGAAAAAAGGUCUUCACAAAAUAAAACAAACUAUUUUGAUAAUAUUAUUAACAAUUCUUAUAUUAAUAAUAAAAUGAACAAUUUUAUGAUAGAAAAAAAAGAAGAAUUAAAUAAUGAUAUGAUAAAUACGUUUACAAAUAAAAGAGAAAUAAACAUACAAACGGAAAAAGCUAAAGAACAAAAUAUAAAAGAACCAUAUGAAGUAAAAGAAACAAACCAUAACAAAGGUAUUAUUCAUAUGUAUUAUGAUAAUGAAAAGGAUAUAAAUAAUAUCACAAGCGCUAGUGGGAAUAGACAUAAUAAUAUAGAGAGGGAUAAAAAUAAUAUUCAAACGAAUAAAACAUCAAACAAUUUUGUUAAAAGUUUUAAAAAUACCAUAUCUGAAAUGUUUUAUAAAAAAAAAUUAAAUAAAAAUACAGAAAUAAAAGAUGAACCGAACCAAAAUAAUGAUACUAUGAUAUAUAAUAAUUUACAAGAUAUGUCAAAAAAAGUUGAUGAAUAUAAUGAAAAUAAAAAUUAUAACCAUAACAUUGUUCAUAAUAAUGCUCUGAAAUCAAAUCAGAUGGAUAAUGAAGAGAAAAAAAAAAUUGAACUACCUCACAAUAAUAAUAAUAAUAAUAAUAACAGUAAUGAGCGUAAAGAUUUAUUGAAUAAUCCUAUGAGUGUAAAUAUGCAAAAUGCACAAAAUGUACAAAACACCAAUCGAUCUCAUGAAUAUCUAAUCAAUAGUAAUAUUUCCUUACCUAAUUUUGUGGACGAAAAUACAUGUUCGAAUUUAAAAGAAAAACAAUUUGAAAGUUUUGAGAAAAAUCAAAUGGAUAUGACUAAUCCAAAUAUGAUGAUGUUUAAUAUAAUGUUAGGUAAUAACUUAGAUGGUAUUAUUCCGAAUUAUAUGGAAGAAAAACAUAAUAAAAAUAUGAACAAAAAUGUGAACAAUAAAAAUAGUGUUAGUUUAAGUAGCAGUAUGAUAAAUAACGGAAAUGUAAUUAAUAAUCGAAUGCAUACAAAAACUAUAAAUAAUAAUAGUAAUACUUGUGUUCCUAAUAUAAAAUAUCCUAACUUUUUUAUUAAUAAAAAUAAUAUUCCAUAUACUAAUGAAAAUAACAAAAGUUUGAGUGAAUCAAACUUAAUGAAUUUAGUAUGUGAAUUAAAUAAUAUAGAAAAAGUAGAAAAUCUAUCAAUGCAAAAUAAUUUAAAUAAUAAUAUUAAUAAUAAAAGAAGUACCUUAUCACAAAUGAAUUUAUUAAAUAUGGAAAAUACAAAAGGAAACGAACAACAUAUGAGAACUGAUCUUCAUCAUAAUAUAAAUAAUAAUAUAUUUCUUUCAAAUAAUUUAUGUGAUAAUAAAAUAGUAAAUCAAAUGUUUUUAAAAAAAUAUUAUAAUUCCAACUUUGUACAUUAUGAUGAGGAAAAUGAAGAAAAAAAUAAAUUAGGAACUAUUCCACGGCAUAACACAACAACUACCAACAAUAAUAAUAAUGAUAAUAAUAACAAUAGUAAUAAUAAUAUGCACCUGUUUUAUAAUUUUAAUGGUAAUACACCAUCAGAUAUAAAUAAUUCCUAUUGUCAACAAAAAAAAAUUAUGAGCAGCAGUAUUAUUAUGAAUAACAAAGAAAACAAUAAUUUACAUUUUUUAAAUAAUACAUAUGAUAUAAACGGGUCAUACGCUACUAGUAGUAUAAUAAAUAACAAUAUGAAUAGAAAUAAUAGUAAUAGUGUGAAUUCAAAUUAUUUAAAUAAAACGUUUAGUAUCAUGGACCCGAGAAACAACAUAAACGAAUAUGAAGAGAAACAGAAAAUCAUUAUUAAUCGAAUAAAACAACAAAAUAUAAGUAAUACAAGUGGUAAUAUGAAGAAUAGUAGUAAUAUAAGAAGUAGUAGUAAUAUAAGAAGUAGCAAUAAUAUAAAAAGUAGUAGUAAUAUAAAAAGUAGUAGUAAUAUAAAUGCAAAUAAUAAUAUAUUAUAUCAAUUAAUAGAUGAGAACAUUUUAAAAAAUACCUUAUCAAAUAAUAAUCCUUUUAAUGAAAUAAAGAAUAACACUCAAAAAACGAAUAUGGAUUUCGGUUUAAAUCAAUUAUCUAUGUACAUGCAAAAUAAUGUUACAUCUAAUUUAAAAAAUAAUAGUAUAACAAAUGAAACCCAUAAUAACAAUGAUAAUAUGAAGACUAAUCAUAAUAAUAACAAUAAUAAUAAUAAUAAUAAUAAUAAUAAUAAUAAUAAUAAUACUAGUGGUUAUCCAAUAAAUUAUCUUAUUUUUCAACAAAAUCAAAACCAUUCAGAUACAAAUAAUAACAAUAAUAAUAACAACAAAAACAACAGCAACAACAAUAAUAAUAAUAUAUACUAA